AUGAGUGAUAAGCCUGAUUUAUCCGAAGUGGAGAAAACUGAAGAAAACUCAUACUGGAAAAAAAAAAAAAAAACUCUCCCCUCAAAGGAAACUAUCCAGCAGGAGAAAGAAUGUGUUCAAACAUGA
Chrysochloris asiatica (Cape golden mole) is the source of this 126-nucleotide messenger RNA. Its product is annotated as thymosin beta-15A-like. Lineage: Eukaryota; Metazoa; Chordata; Mammalia; Afrosoricida; Chrysochloridae. The transcript has a single exon. Bases 1 to 126 code for a protein of 41 amino acids. The record is from RefSeq and is a predicted model, not a curated record.